CAACAAGUCGAGUUUUUGUGCAGCAUUUUUACUACAAACAAAUAUUUUGCGGCAUUUUAAAAAUAAAGCCAUGUUCGGGACACCACAAGCAACAACGAAUCGAAUGAACGAUUUCGAGGUAGUAUCACCACCCGAUGACUCUGUUUCCGCGCUUGAGUUUAGCCCAAGCACAUUGCAAAAAAAUUUUCUAAUUGCGGGAAGCUGGGACAAUAGCGUGCGAUGUUGGGAGGUGGAGCAAAAUGGAUCAACAGUGCCAAAAUCUAUGAAAACAAUGGGCGGACCAGUGCUAGAUGUGUGCUGGGCUGAUGACGGAACUAAAGUAUUCAUAGCGUCUUGCGACAAACAGGUUAAGCUCUGGGAUUUGGCUUCAGACCAAGUUGUACAAGUGGCGGCACAUGAUGGACCGAUAAAAACGUGUCACAUGGUGAAAGGACCAAACUACACGUGUCUAAUGACUGGCUCCUGGGAUAAGACUUUAAAGUUUUGGGAUACACGAACGCCAAAUCCCAUGAUGGCAAUUAAUUUACCAGAGAGAUGCUACUGCGCGGAUGUGGACUAUCCAAUGGCAGUAGUGGGCACUGCGGGCCGUGGACUGAUUACUUACUCGCUGGAGAACAGCCCAACAGAAUACAAACGGCAGGAGAGCCCCCUUAAGUACCAACAUCGUACAAUUUCCAUUUUUAAAGACAAGAAAAAGACUCCGACCGGCUAUGCGUUGGGCAGCAUUGAAGGUCGUGUGGCUAUACAGUAUGUAAACCCAGUCAAUCCCAAGGAUAAUUUUACAUUCAAAUGCCAUCGGUCGACGGGUACCUCUGGUUAUCAGGAUAUCUAUGCUGUAAACGAUAUUGCUUUCCAUCCGGUGCAUGGCACCUUGGUAACUGUCGGCUCAGAUGGCACAUUCAGUUUCUGGGAUAAGGAUGCGCGCACCAAGCUCAAGUCUAGCGAGGCCAUGGAUCAGUCCAUUACAAAAUGUGAUUUCAAUGCCAAUGGACAAAUAUUUGCUUAUGCUGUUGGCUACGAUUGGUCCAAGGGUCAUGAAUAUUUCAAUCCAACAAAGAAGCCACAGAUCUUUCUGCGUUCCUGCUACGAUGAAUUAAAACCGAGGGUCAACUGAUCAGAGGCGUU
Messenger RNA from Drosophila busckii, 1125 nucleotides. It is a transcript of the gene Rae1, whose product is annotated as mRNA export factor. The record is from RefSeq and is a predicted model, not a curated record. Gene Ontology annotation, biological process: transcription-dependent tethering of RNA polymerase II gene DNA at nuclear periphery; RNA export from nucleus. Gene Ontology annotation, molecular function: ubiquitin binding; RNA binding. Gene Ontology annotation, cellular component: nuclear pore. Lineage: Eukaryota; Metazoa; Arthropoda; Insecta; Diptera; Drosophilidae. The coding region runs from base 71 to 1114 and encodes 347 amino acids. The transcript has 2 exons.